AUGGCCAAGGUUGCCUACUCCUUUGCAGUGUUGGGCCAUGCCACCGACGAGCCUCGACUGUUCCGAGCUUUGGCUGCCGAGUCAACCAGGAGAAUUGCCCUUGUCGGUGCCCAGGACCUGGCGAACAUGAUGCAAGCUCUGGUCUGGUGCAAAGCUGCCGAGGCAAUUUCGGCGAGCUCCGAGGUUCAGCGAUUUCUUGUGGUGGCUUCCAGGAGGUGCGUCGAGCUGUGCAAAUGUGCAAUUCCGAAGGACUUAUGCUGCUUCGCAUGGUCAUUCGCAUCGUUGGGAAAGCACUAUGACAUCGUGCUCCCAGCCGUCGCAGAAGCUUCCGUCCACCGAAUUCCUGAUUUCAAUCCACGGUUUCUGUGUGGUCAAUUGGCCUGGGCGUUCGCAGCUAAAGGCAUUUCGAACGGCCCAUUGUUCGGUGCCAUUGCAGAUGCUGCUUCGGACGAGAAGUGUUGGUAUGCCCCGCGAGACAUAUCGAAUCUGGCAUGGUCUUUCGCGAUGCUUGGACGCCGACACUUUUCGUUGUUCGACUCUUUGUGCGGCCGAGCAUUGCAUGCCCUGGAGCAGUUCAACAGCCAGGACCUGGCCAAUAUGCUGUGGGCCUACUCUCAUUUGGGCAUCAGAGCACCUGUGCUCUUCUCGGCCGCAGAAGCGCGGGUGAAAGAAACGAUGUGCGGGCACAGCCUUCAGGAGCUCUCGAGUAUCGCUUGGGCUUAUGACGCCGCGGAUAUGAUGAGCUCUCAGCUUUUCGAAGCGAUAGAGCAUGAGUUCGCAAGAAGGCUGCGUCUUGGGCCUGGCAAAGAAGCGGCCGCGCAACGAGCCCGUGAUGUGAAAGCACUUUUGAGACAGUUGAGGUCCGCGGGCCCCGUGCGAAGGGAGACAGAAAAGCGCGCAGAGGCAGAGCUUCGACAGUUAGGCAACAUCCAGGAUGUGGUCCUGCCGGUUGAGCACCCGAGUGAAAGAGGCUUCAGUGUGGGCUCUGAAGAGAUGCCGCGUGUAGUUUUGGAUCUAUCUGAUCGAUCGGUCUUCUACAAGCCUCCAGGCUGGGAAGUUCAGAGUCCUGAUAGCCUUGGACAUCACCAGCUCUCCGCAUUUGUGCGAUGGACCGUGCCGCAACGUUGCCCCAUCGUCUAUGACGUGCAGAGCUCUCACGGCUUCUUACACCGCUUGGAUGUGUCCACGUCUGGCCUCGUUCUACACGCUAAGAGCUAUGCAGCCUACCACGAUCUUGACUUGCAGCUGCUGCGCCGCGAGCUGGAUCGGGAGUACCUGGUCCUCGUGCAUGGCCUGGUCCCACCCGCUCGCACCACUUUGGACCUGCCUGUCUAUGUCGAAAAGGAUUCGGAGAGCCGCCCAAGCCAAGUGGCCGUGCCUGGGGCACGACGGAGUCUUAGCCACUUGAAGGUUCUUGCCCAUCUCGGGCUUCGGCAGUCAUGCAGCCUGCUGGCGAUGAAAAUCGACACUGGCCGACGCCAUCAAAUCCGAGCUCAGACCGCGCACGUUGGUCACCCUGUUGCUUGUGACUGGCUGUAUACCACGACGACGACACAUUCUGCAGAUAAGGAGUGGUGUGGCCGCACUUUUCUGCACCGCAACCGGCUGGCUUUCAAGGAUAAGAAUGGCAAACGGCACGACGUGACCCAUGUGAUGCCAGCAGACCUGCGGCAAGCGCUCGCGACAUGUGCAGCGAAGGAUGCGGUGUCGCAUCUAGCUGUGAAUGCCUUGACUACAAGAAGCUUUGCAGAAUAUGUGGUGCUUUCCAGAGAUGUCGGCGGCACACAGAAAAAGUUUACUCUUACUAGUUAG
This is a messenger RNA of Symbiodinium natans, 1812 nucleotides long. NCBI's taxonomy places the organism in Eukaryota, Dinophyceae, Suessiales, Symbiodiniaceae. The record is from the annotation of a GenBank genome assembly.